AUGGACUACGAGGCAUUGAAGGAUCAGUGGAGUGAUGUCGAGGAUCGCGACGGAAUUAGACUCAGUUGGAAUACAUUCCCAAGCACGCGCAUGGAGGCGUCCCGUCUCGUAGUACCUAUUGGAGCAAUUUACACACCUUUGAAAGAGAAACCCGAAUCUCCUCUGCUCCAAUAUGAACCGGUCACUUGCAAGCAGCCAUGUAGAGCUGUUCUUAAUCCAUUCGCCAACGUUGAUAUCCGUGCUCGUAUCUGGAUAUGCCCUUUCUGUCUCCAACGGAACCCGCUCCCCCAGCACUACAAAGACAUAACGGAAAAUGCAAUCCCCCCUGAACUUCAUCCGCAAAGCACGACAAUCGAGUACCAGCUCGCACGUCCAGCUCCGGCCCCUCCCAUUUUCCUCUUUGUGGUUGAUACCUGCCAGGAGGAAGAUAGCUUGAAAGCUGUGAAAGAUUCCCUUGUCAUGAGCCUUUCCCUCUUUACCACCAAACGCAUUGGUUGGGCUAAUUACUUAUGGCACAAUGUCCAUGAGAUCGGCUACACCGAAUGCGCCAAGUCAUAUGUAUUCAGGGGAAGCAAAGACUAUGCUGCCAAACAGGUUCAGGAGAUGCUUGGUCUCCUCGCUCCAGGUCUCCGUCCAAAUGUGCCACAACAGCUUGGCCGCCCCAGUGCCCCUAUGUCCCCAGCCGCAAGAUUUCUCCUACCAGUGCAACAGGCCGAUUUCCAGAUUACGAAUGUUCUUGAGCAAUUGCAGCGGGACCCAUGGCCAGUUGCUAACGAUAGGCGCCCAUUGCGAUGUACGGGUGUUGCGCUGAGUGUAGCGGUAGGGUUGAUGGAAACAUCAUUCCAGGGUGCUGGUGGUCGCAUUAUACUUUUCACUAGCGGCCCUGCUACUGAGGGUCCGGGUCUUGUCGUUGGACCUCAGCUUAAAGAGCCAAUGCGAUCCCAUCAUGAUAUUGACCGUGAUAAUAUUAAGUAUUACAAGAAAGCUGUGAAGUUCUAUGAAAAUCUCGCUAAGCGCGUCUCUCAUAAUGGCCACAUUGUCGAUAUCUUCGCUGGCUGCCUGGACCAAGUCGGUCUUCUUGAAAUGAAGGGCUUGGUGAAUUCAACAGGUGGCCAUAUGGUAUUAACCGAUAGCUUUACAUCCUCACAAUUCAAGCAGUCAUUCGUCAGAGUGUUUGAUAAAGAUCAAAACGAUAACCUUCUCAUGGGCUUCAAUGCCUCGCUGGAAGUGCUCACCACCAAGGAGUUGAAGGUUACUGGCCUUAUUGGCCAUGCUGUUUCGUUGAACAAGAAAUCCAACUCAGUUGGAGAAACUGAGUGUGGUAUUGGCAAUACCUGCUCUUGGAAAAUGUGUGGCAUCGACCCCACUGCCAGUUACGGGAUUUACUUCGAAAUCGCCAAUCAGGGAGGGCCGGCUCCAAUGCAACAGAGCCCUCAUAGAGCCAUGAUGCAGUUUUUGACAUAUUAUCAACAUUCGUCUGGACAGUACCAUCUUCGAGUAACCACAGUUGCGAGAACGCUCAGCAGCCCUGCGGGUGACGCUGCGCUAGCUCAAUCUUUCGACCAAGAGGCUGCUGCAGUGCUCAUGUCUCGCAUUGCAGUUUUCAAAUCCGAAGUAGAUGACGGCCCUGACGUGCUGAGAUGGGUUGACAGAAUGCUCAUCAGACUCUGCUCUCGUUUCGCGGACUACAGGAAGGAUGACCCCACCUCCUUCCGGCUGGAGAAGAACUUCACUCUCUAUCCGCAAUUUAUGUUCCAUCUGCGCCGAAGCCAGUUUUUGCAAGUUUUUAACAACUCGCCGGACGAGACUGCCUUCUACAGACACGUUCUCAAUCAUGAGGAUGUUGGCAAUUCGCUCGUCAUGAUCCAACCUACACUUGAUUCGUACUCCCUUGAGCACGAAGGCAGUCAACCAGUGUUGCUUGAUUCUGCUUCCAUUCAGCCCACCCACAUCCUUUUACUCGAUACGUUUUUCCACAUCUUAAUUUUCCAUGGUGAAACUAUGGCAGCGUGGCGGAAGGCGGGCUAUCAGGACCAAGAAGGCUAUGAGAAUUUUAAGGCUAUUCUUGACCAGCCCAAGGAAGAUGCGAGAGAACUUAUCCAAGAUCGAUUCCCGCUGCCUCGUUUCAUUAUUUGCGAUGCAGGAGGUUCUCAGGCACGUUUCUUGCUCUCCAAACUUAACCCGUCGGCCACCCACUCGACUGGUGGCUACGGUGUAGUGGCUCAGUCUGCACAAACUAUCUUUACAGAUGAUGUUUCCCUACAGACAUUCAUGGACCAUCUUAUGAAGUAA
Blastomyces dermatitidis ER-3 is the source of this 2292-nucleotide messenger RNA. Its product is annotated as protein transporter SEC23. The transcript is spliced from 6 exons. Gene Ontology annotation, molecular function: GTPase activator activity; zinc ion binding. Gene Ontology annotation, biological process: intracellular protein transport; COPII-coated vesicle cargo loading; COPII-coated vesicle budding. The record is from RefSeq and is a predicted model, not a curated record. Gene Ontology annotation, cellular component: endoplasmic reticulum exit site; COPII vesicle coat. Bases 1 to 2292 code for a protein of 763 amino acids. NCBI's taxonomy places the organism in Eukaryota, Fungi, Ascomycota, Eurotiomycetes, Onygenales, Ajellomycetaceae.